AAUUGUAUAUAGUUUGAAAUGCAAGUGUGUAUCUACUUAUAUAUACAUCGUAUUUGAUUAAAAGAAUACAAGCUGGUGCGUUCUUGUUUUGGAGUAAACAUCCCAGUGGUCAUGGCUAUAAAAUAUUUGUUGCCAUUUACUUUAGAAAUGAUAAAUGAAUGAUGACCUUUUUCCAUACACUGGUAGAUGGUGUGGUGUUCAGUACAAAUAGAUUUGUCUAGAAAGUUCUGUUAAACCAUGAGCUCAAGUUGAAACAAGGACAAAAAGACAAGCACUAUGCCUAUAGAAGGCUGAAUUGUUUUCCCUGGAUGAUGGAUGGAGGUAGAUCUUUGCUCUUUUUAUGGUUAUAUAAUACCUAGAGUCUACGUCAAGUCUGCUGUUUACAUUGAUCCAGCCUAGAAAUGAAUCAUGCAAGCCGCCAGAUCAGAGCUGCUCAGCUUUUCCUUCAGAGGCAAACAUAGUUUUUGUAUUUUUUAAAAAAAAGUGUCAUCAGGAGGAACAGGAAGGCUUAUUGUUGUUUAAAAAAAAAAAAAAAACCUUAUCUGUUCCUUUAUAAGGAAACCAUGAUGGAUGAUUUAUGCAAGGCCAAAAGGAAAUGCAAAUUUUGGAGAAGUUAUGCAAAUUGCUUAGUAUAUGAGCCAUUGUACUUUAUGGCGGGAUGAAGUAAGUAUGCGGAGCUCACCCAGUGUGAUUUUAUAAAUUGGCAUAAACGUUAUGAAUAUUCAAACGAACAGAAUUAAUGAACAAAACACUGAUACUAGAGCAGAAGUAAGAAAGAAGAAGAAAAACACACACACACACACACACACACACACACACACACACAAACUCUCUUUGGUCUUUAGACCUCAAACACAAAGAUGAAAAUUUAAAGUGGUCCAGAUUAAUGCUGUACUGUAUGGAUGUAUGGCUUAUGAUUAUAUUGCUAAAUAUUGAUAUUGAUUGUUUGCACAGCUGCUCAAAAGUCCGGAUCUUGAUACUCCUUAACAAACCUUGUACUGUGCAGCCCAAGAUCGUAGAAAAGACUGUAAAUAAAGGAAAUGACCAAAAAUUGUUUCACCACACAAAGUCUAGAAUCCAAAUAUGAAAAAAAAAAUCUCCACUUUAAAUGUGUACUCUGGAAGCUUCUUCUGUUUUCAUAAAGUAUGUGAUAAAAAUGAGAGUAACGUAUCUUACUGAUCUUGUAUCGUAAUCACAAUGAAAACAAGCACAGGAGAAAUGUGAGCUUUUUGUAGUAUUUGUUGUUUUAACGCUAAAAAGAAGGAACAUCUCUAACUCCACUGAAUAAUAGGGCAGACCCUGUGAGCACUGUUUGACAAUCAGAACAGAGCUGCAUGUACUUCAAAUGUACUUCAUUUAGCAAAUUACUCCAAGAAAACUCUGCCAUAUGUUUUAGAGAGUAGAGAGAGGUCACAUCGCAAACAAGGCUGAGGAUUGUGUGAUGGGCGAGGAAGUAAAGUUCUCUCUUAUUUCUUCAUUCGUCACGUUUAUUUGUUUGCUUUGACAGUUUGUAACAUUCAUGCCAAAAGUAUGUAUCAUAUUUGAGAAGAGAGAAAGGGAUGCUAUAUCAGUGAUGAUGAAGAUGUGCAGUGGAGCUGUAGUGACAGAUUUAAUGUAUGUUAAUCCUGACACGUGCUGGCAUUGGGUCAUGUCAGGAGAGGAGGAGGAGAAGGGGUGUUGCUCUUUUUAUAAGAGUAGAGGAGGGGCGUGGCCGUGGAUGAAAGGAGGAGGGACGUUAUUGUCCGGAAGAGUGGAGGUGGGGCAUUAAUGUAUUCAGGAGGACCGAGGAGGGUCGUUACUCUUUCAUCCCUCAGUGAUCCUCACUAGUUAAACGCAUGCACUCUGAGAGACAGCGAGAGAGCAUCAGCAGCACACGGUGCUACCGGAAGUCACAAGCCUGUAACAGGCGUGGGGAAUUAGUGGCAUAAACAUGGACACCACAGGCUCUCUGAAGAUGACUGUUGUGGCCUCCCAGAGCAUAUUCAGCCACGUGGAGGAGGAGAACCUGCCAGCCCUGAGAGCUUACCUGGACAAACACCGUGACGUGGACAGCAGGAGUGAUAACGGACAGACUCCUCUCAUGUUGGCGGCUGAGCAGGGCAGCGUAGAGAUUGUGCAGGAGCUCAUAAGAAGAGGAGCCAACGUUGAACUGGAUGAUGUGGAUUGCUGGACUGCACUGAUUUCCGCCUCCAAGGAGGGCCAUGUUGAGGUGGUGAAGGAGCUGCUGGCCAACAAUGCAAAUCUGGAGCACAGAGACAUGGGCGGCUGGAGCGCUCUUAUGUGGGGAGCGUAUAAGGGCCGUGUGGAGGUGGUUCGCCUUCUGUUGGAGAAAGGAGCAAACCCGAACAUCACUGGACAGUACAGUGUAUACCCCAUCAUUUGGGCAGCAGGCCGAGGCCAUGCCGAAAUUGUUCGGCUUCUACUACAACACGGUGCUAAAGUCAACUGCUCUGACAAGUACGGCACCACGGCAUUGAUCUGGGCAGCGAGGAAAGGCCAUUAUGACUGUGUGAUGCACCUGCUGGAGAACGGUGCUAAUGUGGACCAGGAAGGAGCGAACUCAAUGACGGCUCUGAUCGUGGCAGUGCGUGGCGGUUACACAGAGGUGGUGAAAGAGCUACUGAAGAGAAACCCGAACGUGAACAUGACGGAUAAAGACGGAAACACGGCACUGAUGAUCGCUGCAAUGGAGGGCCACACUGAGAUAGUGCAGGAUCUGCUGGACGCAGACACCUACGUCAACAUUCCUGACAGGAGUGGAGACACGGUUCUAAUUGCGGCAGUGCGAGGAGGCCAUGUGGAGAUUGUCCGGGCUUUACUGCAUAAAUAUGCUGACAUUGAUGUUAAGGGCCAGGACAGCAAGACUGCCCUCUACUGGUCAGUAGAAAAAGGCAACGCCACCAUGGUGCGAGAUAUCCUGCAGUGUAACCCUGAGACAGAGGCCUACACCAAGGAAGGCGAGACUCCUCUUAUUAAAGCUACCAAAAUGAGAAACAUUGAGAUUGUUGAGCUUCUUCUCGACAAGGGAGCGAAAGUGUCUGCUGUGGACAAGAAAGGAGACACAGCGCUGCACAUCGCCAUCAGGGGUCGUAGCAGAAAGUUGGCCGAGCUGCUCUUGAGGAACCCUAAGGACGGCCGCCUACUCUACAAGCCCAACAAGCAGGGCGAGACGCCCUACAACAUCGACUGCACGCACCAGAAAAGCAUCCUCACCCAGAUCUUUGGUGCCAAGCACUUGUCCCCUACGGAGUGUGACGGCGACAUGCUGGGUUAUGACCUGUACAGCAGUGCGCUGGCUGACAUCCUUAGCGAGCCCACCAUGCAGCCACCCAUCUGCGUGGGUCUGUACGCUCAGUGGGGCAGCGGCAAAUCCUUCCUGCUCAAGAAGCUGGAGGAUGAAAUGAAGACGUUUGCAGGCCAGCAGGUGGAGCCAUUGUUUCAGUUCUCUUGGCUGGUGGUGGUGCUGACUCUGCUGCUGUGCGGCUCUGUAGCUGUGAUUCUUGGCUUCUCUGUCGAUCCCAGGCUGGCCAUUGCUGUGGCCCUCAGCCUGCUUGCUCUGCUCUACAUAUUCUUUGUGCUGGUGUAUUUUGGAGGGCGCAAAGAGGGCGAGAGCUGGAGCUGGGCGUGGCUCAUCAGCACCAGGCUUGCACGCCACAUCGGCUACCUAGAGCUGCUGCUCAAACUGAUGUUUGUCAACCCACCAGAGCUUCCUGAGCAGACUACCAAGGCCUUGCCUGUCAGAUUUCUCUUCACAGACUAUAACCGCCUGUCGAGUGUGGGUGGGGAGACCUCCAUGGCUGAGAUGAUUGCCACGCUGUCAGAUGCAUGCGAAAGAGAAUUUGGUUUCUUGGCCACCAGACUCUUCAGAGUCUUUAAAAACGAUGAGACGCAAGGAAAGAAGUGGAAGAAGACAUGCUGCGUGCCAUCUUUCGUUCUGUUUGCACUGACUCUGGCAUGCCUGGUGACUGGUAUGGCCCUCUUGGCUAUAUUUAAAGUGGAUUCAGCUAAUGUGACAGUAAAAGCGGUGCUAGUGGCUGUGGCCAGCGUGGUGGGCCUCGCUCUGCUGCUCAACUGCAGGACCUGGUGGCAGGUGGCCGACUCUGUGCUGCGCUCGCAGAGGAGGAGGCUGCACAGUGCCGCCAACAGCAUGCACAAGCUGAAGAGCGAGGGAUUCAUGAAGGUGCUCAAAUGUGAAGUGGAGCUCAUGGCUAAAAUGGCGAAGACCAUCGAUGGCUUCACUCAGAAUCAGACUCGUCUGGUCGUCAUCAUCGAUGGCCUGGACUCCUGUGAACAAGAUAAAGUGCUGCAGAUGCUAGAUACGGUGAGGAUUCUCUUCUCCAAGGGCCCCUUCAUCUCCAUCUUUGCCAGUGACCCCCACAUCAUCAUUAAAGCCAUCAACCAGAACCUGAACAGCGUGUUGCGUGAUUCCAACAUCAACGGCCACGACUACAUGCGCAACAUAGUGCACCUGCCCGUCUUCCUGAACAGCCGUGGCCUCAGCACAGCCAAGAAGCUCAGCAUGGCUGCGCCAACCAACGGAGAUCUGCUUGCUGCUGAGGCAUGGCAUGAGGAUUUGGACAGAAAGUUUCAGUCUCAGAACAGUCUCGGAGAGCAGGCCAAGCAGGGCAGUAAAUCGACUCUGAACAGGAGGGAUACAUACCGGAGGCGUCAGAUGCAGCGUACAGUCACACGCCAGAUGUCGUUUGACCUGACCAAGCUGCUAGUUACUGAAGACUGGUUUAGUGACAUCAGCCCUCAGACCAUGAGGAGACUCCUCAACAUCGUUUCAGUCACAGGGCGCCUCCUCCGAGCCAAUCAGAUCAUCUUCAACUGGGACCGGCUGGCGUCAUGGAUCAACCUAACGGAGGAGUGGCCUUACCGGACGUCCUGGCUCAUCCUCUUCCUGGAGGAGAAUGACAUCGUCUCGGACCAGGUCACGCUCAAGACCAUCUACGAGAGGAUUUCCAAAAACAUCCCCACCACCAAAGAUGUGGAACCCCUGCUGGAAAUCGAUGGAGACAUCCGCAGCUUUGAAGUGUUCCUGUCCUCCCGAACCCCCGUGCUCACGGUCCACGACGUGGAGAUGUUCCUACCCUGCACCGUCAACUUGGACACCAAACUUCGAGAGAUCAUUGCAGAUGUGCGUGAUGCCCGGGAGCAGAUGCACCUCGGAGGAGUGAGCUAUCCCACAAUGCCCCUGCAGGAGGCUCCGGCAAGGCCGCACUCAGUGUUUGGACAGGGUCCUGCAGCCUGCUCGCCCACCGGUUCCUUUCCCGCACAGACUCACAGCAGCUACUUCAGUGGCCUUACUGGCCCACAACACCCCUUCUACAACCGGCCUUAUUUUCCUCCUCAUGUUUAUCACGUGCCCCGUCAUUAUCCCGGCAACCCCCUCCAAGCCCCCUCCCGCCCUUCCUCCAAACUGGCCUUCUAUAAGGACCACAACUCAGGACUAGGUGUUAUCAGAGAAGAUGCCUUCGAAGGUUCCCCCUACCUCACCUCCCCCUUUAUGACAAAGUCUCAGCCUCCCAGAGUAAAGCAGGGCUCUGAUUCUGCAGUACUGCCUGGGCUCCUUAGUUCUCUUAGCACUGAUGGUGUAUGUGAAAGACUGCGCCAAAUCGAGGGCCUGGACUCUAGCAUGAUGGAGCAAUACAUCACCACUAUCAAAAAGGCGAAUGUGAACGGUCGUGUCCUGUGCCAGUGUCAGCUGGAGGAGCUCAAGAAGGAGAUGAACAUGAAUUUUGGGGACUGGCAUCUCUUCAAAGCAAUGGUGCUGGAGCAGCGGCAGGUGGAAAGCCAGCUGCUGCAGGAGGAAUGUGUAAUGGUUAGUGAGCAGGGAGGCAGUGCAUUGGUUCAGCCUGAACCUCCUCCUGUCUGUUCUACAGCCGCCCCCCAAAGCAAUCUUCAAUACAGCCUGAACCUCAGCUUCGAGGAGCUCAGCACUGCCGGACUGGAGGAGCCGGCCAGACCCCCCAUCAACCACUGGAUGGUUGUGAAUCAUAGGACUGCCAGCAUGUCCAGUCUGAAUUCUCAGGAGUCAUCCAAUGACAUUAGUAAGUUGACUGACAGGCAGCAAGCAGAGUACCGCAGUGCCUACCAGGACUACAUCUCUCACAUGGCUCAGCUGGAGGCAGGUGGCUCUGGGGCCGAGAGAUCAGACGACAAAGCAAAGGAUGGCGAGCAGGAAGGCCGCAAACCCUUCAAGAGAAACUCUAAAGCAGGAGAGAGCGUGAUGGACUACUCCACUACCCAGGACUCUGGUCUUCUCCAUCCAAUCACGGAGGAGGAUGAGAAACCGGAGCGUAAACCCUCUGUGAGCCGCACCAAGGGACCGGGGCCACGCUACCACAGUGUACCCAAUCAAGAGUAUGAGGAGGAGUGUGUGCCCGAGGAAAAUGAUGCCACACCCCUCCUCUGGGAAGCGCAGCAAGAGGAAGUGCAGGCAAAGAGCUUUAUCUCUGCCGGGAUGGACAAAAAAGAGUCGUCUGACUCGGGCAUGAGGUCGAGCGGCAGCUCCUCUAAUCAUUCACUACAGGACGAGGAGAGUGAGGAUGAGAAGUCGAAAGAGGAAGACCUUGUGACCACAAUACGCAUGUCCAUCUGCUCAGAAGCUCUAUCUGAGGCCAGCAGCCCCGAAGAGAACUGGGACACCUCACAAACACACAUGCAGGCCGUCACCAACCUGAACCAGGCAGCCAGCAACAACUCGCCCCUCAACAACAACAAUAACGGUGACGAGCGCAGCCUCAUCAUCUCUCCAGGAUCGAGCACUGGCACCAGAGCCCUGCUCAACCACAACCUUCUCACUGUGCGAAUGAAGAAGAGCACGAACACUACGCAGGAGGAGGGCAAUGAAGAACGAGAGAGUGUGCUAUAAAGAGCAGGAUUUUUUUUUUUUUUAUUUUUUUUUUAAUAAACUGAAUUAAAUAUAGUACAAAGAAAGAGUUUGUCCUGCUACGCUCAGUUCAUGAUAAAUGUGCAAUUGUGCAGAGUGGAAGUGUUGAGUUACUAAUUCUGUGUAUUUAAUGGAAGAUGUUCAGGUAAAUACAGCCAUCUGUGGUCAAUAGGGUGCU
This is a messenger RNA of Ictalurus furcatus (blue catfish), 7073 nucleotides long. It is a transcript of the gene kidins220a, whose product is annotated as kinase D-interacting substrate 220a. The transcript is spliced from 31 exons. Gene Ontology annotation, molecular function: protein binding. The coding region runs from base 1931 to 6877 and encodes 1648 amino acids. The record is from RefSeq and is a predicted model, not a curated record. NCBI's taxonomy places the organism in Eukaryota, Metazoa, Chordata, Actinopteri, Siluriformes, Ictaluridae.